GUCACGAUGUUCAUGUACAUCACAUCACCGCACACAUGUCCGCAUCUAAAUAAAGUAACUCGGCCGAUCCACUUUCAAUAAUUCUCAUCGUCUCAUCGCCUAUCACAAUCACUCGGUUCAAUUCCGCGUUGCGUGUAAAAAGCGCGAUGAGUUUAUCGCGUGUGCCACCAAACCCAUUCUAGUUCAUUAGUUCAUUCCACCGAUUCGUUCUGUUGUGUGCGGACAGAUGUGUAAUAAAAGUCGUUUUUUAUUAUAAUAGAACAAAGCUAAAUUCUAAAGUCUAACUUGAAACGGAUGUAAUUGUGAGGAAAACCUAUGAAUCAUCAGAAUCUAGAAGAAAAUCAAAGUGUUAACCUAGUUUUUUGAGGAAAUUUGUUGUUGUUUUGGUGCUUGAGGCAAAAGUCAUGCAUUUAAGUCAAGUUGGAUGAGUUUAAGUAAAGAAGAGUGGUGUUUUUCUGUUGGGAGAAGUUUAUGUAUUUAUGCAAAAUUUAUAUAAGGAUUUAAUUUAAGUGUAAACUCUGUGAUAACGAAGUGAAGUGAAACAAGGUAUGAUUGUGUACAAAUUGAGUUUAAACGUGGGAUUGAAGAAAUAGGAAGAUAUUCAAGAUGAGUAAAAGCAUUUAUCGGUUUACGCGCAAAGCAAACAUCUCACCAGAAGAAACAGAACUAGUAAAUAACGACAAUGACAAAGAAGUUAUUAUAAUACCUUCCGCAAAUACCACUCCAGAAAAACAAAAUGGACCCCAAUCUCCCUUAAAAAAUCUUGUAAAUACCAAACAUAGUUCUCCACUUAAACUAAGCAGAUUGCAAAAGUCUUUAAAAGAAUUCAACGCAUCACUUGUGAAUGUAUCAGUGCUCAAACCAGCGGAAAGUGCUGAAAAUGUCGAAGAAACGGAAGAAAAAAGUGCAAAAGAAGAAGAUUUGGUGAAGCAGAGCUUACUGGACGUACGGAUACCCGCCGAGGAGUAUGACCACAUCAAGGACACAAUGGAUGCGUACGGCUACGAACCGUCGCUUAUCGACACAUCCAGGUCGAUUAAUCAACGCUCGGCGGAAUAUAACGGCUAUUCGGAUGAUAACGAAGAUGGCGGACGUGAAGAGCAAGGCGCGUUGCUUACCAUUGAGGAACAGCAACAGAAUCGAAAUGUUUUACCAUCGGCGUGUCGAGUUAACAUCGAAGGGAUGACUUGUAUGUCAUGCGUACGCAAUAUUGAGAGUAAUAUUGGUGCGAAAGAUGGGAUUGUUUUUAUUAAGGUUAAUUUACAAGAGAAAUACGCAGUGGUCCACUUUGAUCCGACACUACUCACACCGGAAUUAGUUGCUGAUGCCAUUGAUGACAUGGGUUUCGAUGCUGUUUUGUCUCAGACGAGCACAUGCAGUGUCCGCAUUGAGGGUAUGACUUGUAAUUCAUGCGUGCAGAACAUCCAAGGUAAUAUCUCGACGAAACCCGGCGUGGAAAGUAUCAAAGUGCACUUGGAUGAACAGCGCGGUGAUGUUGAUUAUCAUCCUUCUGAGAUAACUCCGCUGGAAAUUGCAGAGGCGAUUAACGAUAUGGGUUUUGAUGCGUUUUUAUUAACUUCUGAUGGUAAUGUUAAACAGAAUCAAAAUCAAAAAACUAAAAAGAAGCGGCGUUUAUCCAAAGAUAAUUCAAAUUCUAACCGCCAUCUUGCCAUCGAUAUGGAUAAUUUAGAUAAUUUAUCCAGAUGCACGCUGCAAGUGAAAGGAAUGACUUGUGGAUCAUGCGUGGCUGCCAUUGAGAAACACUGCUAUAAAAUCAACGGAUGUCAUAAGAUUCUAGUCGCGUUGUUGGCAGCAAGAGCCGAGAUAAAAUACGACGCCACAUUGGUUACACCUGUAGAAUUGGCAGCGUCCAUUACAGAGUUAGGGUUUCCAGCGAGUGUUUUAUUAAGCGCCGGUGGUGAUUCGGAGGUGGUUUGUCGUAUUGAAGGGAUGACAUGCGCAUCGUGCGUGUUCAAAAUCGAAUCGGCGGUGAAAAACAUGCCGGGGAUGAUUUCGGCGCAAGUUGCGUUGACUACACAGAAAGGUAAAUUCCGGUAUGAUCCGGAAGUGACAGGUGCGCGGAAUAUUUUGGAGGCGAUUGAUGCGCUCGGGUUUAAAGCGGAGUUGUUUGAGAGGGAGUCCAAUGGGGAUUAUCUACAGCAAAAGGAGGAGAUUCGUAAGUGGCGGAAUAGUUUUCUGUUCUCGCUCACGUUUGGUCUGCCCUGUAUGGGCGCCAUGAUAUAUUUCAUGGCGUUGAUGUCGGCUGGGACCAGUCAUGAGGAUAUGUGCUGUGUUAUUCCAGGUUUAUCUUUGGAGAAUUUAAUAAUGUGGUCAUUAUCCACCCCGGUGCUGAUUUUCGGCGGGCGUCACUUCUUUGUACAAGCAUACAAAGCCAUCAAACACCGCACAACGAAUAUGGACGUGCUCAUUGCCAUGGCAACGUCAAUCUCCUACACGUACAGUGUUUGCGUUGUCAUGGCAGCCAUGAUUUUACGCCUGCCAACAUCUCCACAAACCUUUUUUGAUACACCACCCAUGCUUCUAGUGUUUAUUUCUCUUGGUAGAUGGUUGGAACACAUCGCUAAAGGUAAAACUUCCGAAGCGCUGUCACGGUUACUGAGUCUCAAAGCAACCGAAGCUGUUUUGGUCACACUUGGACCCGGACAGACUAUCGAAAAAGAGCGCUUAGUCAAUGUUGACUUGGUACAACGCGGUGAUUACUUAAAAGUAGUGCCCGGAGCAAAAGUGCCAGUCGAUGGUAAAGUCGUCCAAGGGCAGUCUAUGUGCGACGAGUCGCUAAUCACCGGCGAAUCUAUGCCUGUGUAUAAAAAGAAAGGCGUCGCUGUGAUUGGCGGAUCAAUCAAUCAACAUGGACUGUUGAUUGUGGAAGCGACACACACUGGUGAGGCUACAACAUUAUCUCAGAUUGUUAAACUGGUUGAAGAAGCGCAGACGUCAAAAGCACCCAUUCAACAAUUGGCGGAUAAAAUCGCCGGGUAUUUUGUACCGUUGGUAGUGUGUUUAAGUUUAUUAACUUUGAUAAUCUGGACAAUCAUCGGUUUGGUUAAUUUCGAUCUGUUGCCGAUUCAUGAGCACGAAACACAUUCGUUUAAUAAGACUGAACUUCUGCUGCAGUUUGUGUUUAAAUGCGCGUUGAAUGUGCUGGCGAUUGCGUGUCCCUGUGCGUUGGGUUUAGCCACGCCUACGGCUGUCAUGGUUGGCACAGGAGUUGGUGCACAGAAUGGUAUUUUAAUCAAAGGUGCUGAACCUUUGGAGAAUGCGCAUAAAGUCCGAGCGGUUUUGUUUGAUAAAACUGGGACGAUUACAAAAGGACAACCGGAAGUGGCGGCGGUGUGGAUGACAACGCAGGAUAUCCCUCCGGCGACUUUAUUGGCUGUUCUCGGCGUGGCUGAGAAAAAUUCCGAGCAUCCAAUUGCAGCGUCGAUUAUUCGCUUUGUGGAGCAAGUCUUCCAGAUGGAGAUUAGUGGAUCCAGUGAUGAUUUUCAAGCGGUGCCAGGCUGUGGAUUGAGGUGUACGGUGAAGGAUGUUGCGACGAUGGUGAAUAAUGGGAAAUCACAGGAGUUUAGUAAUUUUUUGAAUGAUGCGCAGAACGCAGGCGGGGAUUUGGGAUCUAGGAAACUGCUUUUGAAUGGAAUUGUUGUGGAAGUUGUGAAUUCAUCCGCGCAUAAUUUAGGACAAUUAAUUGGUUUAAAACUUGAUGAUAUCCGUGACAACUACCACGUAAUCGUUGGUAAUCGUGAAUGGAUGAACCGCAAUGGCCAUAUUGUGACGCCCGACCUCGAUCGUAAGAUGCAACUUGAAGAAGAACAAGGCAGAUCGGCGGUUUUAUGCGCCAUUGAUGGUGUUAUCGUUGCGAUGAUAAGCGUGGCGGAUCCUGUGAAACCAGAAGCAGCACUUGCGGUUUAUUCUCUGAAGAAACGAGGACUGGAUGUUUAUUUGCUCACUGGAGAUAAUCGGAAGACCGCCGCCAGUAUUGCACGUCAAGUUGGUAUUACCAAGGUUUACGCCGAGGUUUUACCUUCACAUAAAGUUGCGCGUGUCUCAAGAUUGCAAAGUAAAGGUGUGAAAGUGGCGAUGGUUGGUGAUGGAAUUAAUGAUUCGCCAGCGUUAGCACAAGCGGAUGUUGGCAUGGCGAUUGCUUCCGGUACCGAUGUUGCGGUGGAAGCUGCGCAGGUCGUUUUAAUGCGUAAUGAUUUACUCGACGUGGUCGCAUGUUUGGACCUAUCUCGGAAAACAGUCAAACGCAUCCGGCUUAACUUUUUGCUUGCCAGUCUCUAUAAUAUCCUCUGUAUUCCUUUGGCUGCUGGUGCAUUCUCAACCUUUGGGCUAACCCUUGCACCUUGGAUGGCCAGCGGUGCCAUGGCUUUGUCUUCCGUGUCGGUCGUCAGCAGCAGUUUACUGCUAAAACUCUGGAAAAAACCGAAUGCCGCCAUUUUGACGACACCAGACUUCCUCGCUGAUCGAAAUCGCGCACAUCAAGACGACACGAUUUCAAUUCAUCGUGGUAUGGAUGAUCUGGAGCAGGGCGCGUCCACGCAGCCACAGCAAGCGUCGGCAUUCUCAAGGUUUUUAAAUCGAAAUCGAAUGAUGAGCGAACUUCUGCUGGCUAGCCACGAUGCAGACGACGACUCAGGCAUAACGUACUUGACGCAGACGGCGGCAUCCACAUCCAAUUCCAGGAAGAAGCAGAACGGAGCCGCCCACGCAUAGUAAAACGCCAUGUAUCCUUCGACAGAAGUCUGAAUUUUUACUGCUUCGCCACAAUUUACUUACAACGACGUAAUCGCAUCACAGAUUUAUUACUUAAGCAUUAAAUUCAUAAGUACGUUUUGUUUUACUUAAACUUUCAUGCGCAUUUAGGCGAACGUCUUUGAUUUAAGUUGAAAUUUGUUUGUAAUAUUUAUGGCUUGUAAAUUGGCCAACUUUUGUAAUCAAAAUGAAACUAGGAAUUCAGCCAUUUCACAGUUUCAAAAGUGGAUUUUAUAAGUAUUUUGUAUUAUUUUAUUAUGUGGAAUGAUGACCAGUGUGAUAUGUAUCUUUCUGAAAUGUAAUUUCCGCAGUAUUGCGCAGUACUUAUAGAAAAGAUAAUGAAUAUGUACUAGAAGAUUAUCCAGAAGGGUGCAGAAUUGUUGAUAAAGGCUAUUAAAUUUAUUUUAGUAAA
Dalotia coriaria is the source of this 5182-nucleotide messenger RNA. RefSeq names its product copper-transporting ATPase 1 (gene ATP7). Gene Ontology annotation, molecular function: copper ion binding; ATP binding; ATP hydrolysis activity. The record is from RefSeq and is a predicted model, not a curated record. The coding region runs from base 607 to 4731 and encodes 1374 amino acids. Gene Ontology annotation, cellular component: plasma membrane; trans-Golgi network. The transcript has 9 exons. Lineage: Eukaryota; Metazoa; Arthropoda; Insecta; Coleoptera; Staphylinidae. Gene Ontology annotation, biological process: intracellular copper ion homeostasis; copper ion export; copper ion import.